AUGUCCGCGCACAACGUCCCCGACUCGACAGACUGGCUCGCGACGCCUCUUAGUGCCCUUGCCGCUGUCGAGGGCGCAUUGCGAUGCCAAGUAUGUAAGGACUUCUAUAAGACGCCCAUGAUCACCAGCUGUUCUCAUACAUUCUGUUCCCUCUGCAUCCGAAGGGCACUGUUGAACGACGGCAAAUGUCCGCUCUGUCGUGCAACAGAUCAAGAGAACAAAUUACGAAGCAACUGGUCCUUAGAAGAGGCUGUACAAGCCUUUGUUAGCGCUAGAUCGGAUACUUUAGAGUUGGCGCGCAAAGGCAAUUCCCAAAGCACGACAUCAAAACGAAAAGCCACGUGUGAUAAUCACGACUCUACUAAUUCGCCAGAUGGCAAGCGGCUAAGGUCGUCGUCGCGAUUACAAAGCACUCGUUCUUCAACCCGUCAGACGCAACAAAUCAAAUACGACGAAACUAUCGAGGUGGCAGAUAGCGAUAGCGAAGACGACGAUGAAUACCAACCACAGCCAGACGAUGGUCUGGUUGCAUGUCCAGUCUGUCAAGAUCGAAUGAAGGACUGGCAGGUCUUUACGCAUUUAGAAAGAUGUACUGGGCCGAAGCCAAAAUCACAACGGACUGUGUCUGGUGUUUCGAGCUCAAUAUAUAGCCAGCAACGACAACCUACAAAAGCGCCCGACCGGCUUCCCACGAUCAACUACACUAUGUUCAGAGACCAGGCAUUGCGAAAGAAGAUGGCCGAUCUUGGCAUUCCGAACCAGGGCCCCCGCAAUCUACUUGAGCGACGACACAAAGAAUGGAUGACAAUAUGGAAUUCAAACUGCGACGCUGCACGACCUAGGACGCGCCAGGAAUUACUCCGUGAUCUGGAUGUUUGGGAAAGGACACUUGGAGGACGGGCCCCGACUACAGGGCAGUCUAUCCAAAACGCGGCCAUGAUCAAAGACAAAGACUUUGAUGGCGCAGCAUGGGCCGCCAAGCAUGACGAAUCCUUCCAAGACUUGAUCGCAAGCGCACAAAAAACGAGGCUUGAGGCAAAACAGAAGGCCGAGAAAGCGGCCAGAGAAACGGAGAUGGAAAAGACUGCCAACGCACAUUCCCAAGCGCAGGAGACAGAAGUUCUCCCUCGACGGCUGACUGGGCGAGUAGUCUCCCGUACAAGGGAACCAUCAGAAGAAAUUUAUCAAAUGCAGGAGCCACAGGCUUUGAGUCGACUGCAUAUUGAGCGAGAAUUCCCUAAUGAUAUAGGGGGGCCACUAGGAGAAGAUUACCAAUGA
This is a messenger RNA of Fusarium venenatum, 1278 nucleotides long. RefSeq lists its product as uncharacterized. Gene Ontology annotation, molecular function: single-stranded DNA binding; ubiquitin protein ligase activity. Gene Ontology annotation, biological process: protein monoubiquitination; DNA damage tolerance. NCBI's taxonomy places the organism in Eukaryota, Fungi, Ascomycota, Sordariomycetes, Hypocreales, Nectriaceae. Gene Ontology annotation, cellular component: nucleus; Rad6-Rad18 complex. The record is from RefSeq and is a predicted model, not a curated record.